AUGGCGAGAUCACCACCAGCGAAGCCGCCCCAUAUCGACAUUAUCUUGCUGGGGUCACCUGGCGUCGGGAAAGCCACCUUUGUAUCGCGUCUCCCUCAUGUCCAACACCCCUCUGUCACUCGACGUGAGCGUCUAGCAGCACAGCCACAACAGUCUGAGCGAUCUCCAGCCUCACAGCAGAAUCGCUAUCGUCCACAACUAUCUAACGACAGCGAGACUACUUUGGUAGAUCCCAUUCCACAACCGAACGGCCACAACCAUGACCCCAACGCCAGCGAGACCACCCUAGUCAACCCACCCACCACCACAUCAACAUCUUUCAACGCCAGCUCCGAGGGCCUUGGCCCAUCACGAGCUCCAGCCGCCACUUCACCACCAACCACCAACCCACCACCCCUCCACAACCCCCUAACCUUCUCC
Messenger RNA from Cyphellophora attinorum, 420 nucleotides. RefSeq lists its product as uncharacterized. NCBI's taxonomy places the organism in Eukaryota, Fungi, Ascomycota, Eurotiomycetes, Chaetothyriales, Cyphellophoraceae. The transcript is spliced from 2 exons. The annotation marks the transcript as partial. The record is from RefSeq and is a predicted model, not a curated record.